AUUCUUUGACAGUAUUUUGAUUCGUAUCUGCUGGAAGUGAGGAAAAAGAGAAAAGUGAAGGGCUGUCGAGGGGAGGGGGGGCACAAGAAGAGGAGCUGUCAAAAAGGUAUUCCCGAGUCUCUGUCAAACGGCGGAGGGCUAAGGCUCGGUAUCCCUCCCCCUAACUCUAUUUCGAGGACACAGAAGGCCCGGGGCCUCGGUGCAAGUUGGCUCUUCGUCUCCCUGGUAGUAGCUGGACCCCUCUUUGCUGCUCUUCUCCCAGCUCCGCGGCCCUCCGGAGGUCCAGCGGCGGUCUCGGGUGUUGAAGGCGGUCCGGGGAGCGGCAGAGGCGGCAGCGGAGACUGGAGGAAGAUGUUCAUAAUGAAGGCGGUUUGCUGCCAAGACUGACUCCCCCCGUGCGCUGAACAGAACAAACAGACCUGGCAUCAUACGAAUGGCCCAGGGAAGCCACCAGAUUGACACUCAGGUUUUGCAUGACCUGCGCCAAAAGUUCCCUGAAGUCCCAGAGGGUGUUGUCUCCCAGUGUGUUCUGCAGAAUAACAACAAUUUAGACGCCUGCUGUGAAUAUUUGUCCCAGGUCAGUCCGGGCUACCUGUACAGUGAAGAAGGGAACCUCAGCUUUUCGGACGACCCCAGCUUCACCAGGCUCCGUAAUCACAUGACCCAGCUGAACCUGGACCUGCAGCCUCAGAAUGUGCACGUGGCCCCGGUUCGGGACGGCCUGAGAAUGAAUGGCAGCCGGACUCUGGCCCACAGCCUGAGUGAAGGGCCCCUCCCUGCAGGCCAGGCCACUAACAGUGACUUCUUUCAGCAGGAGCCCCAGACAGCCCCAGUGCAGGUGCCCUCUACUUUCAAUGUAUUUGGCGUGAUGGAGCCCACGCGUAAACCGCAGCCUCCACAGCACCUUGGACUCUACCCUCUGGGUGUCAAAGGAACAUCUAUGGGUGCACAGCAGACACCACGCUUCAACCCAAUCACCGUGACGCUAGCCCCUAACAUCCAGACAGGCCGCAACACCCCUACUUCUUUGCACAUACAUGGUGGGCCACAGUCGGGCCUAAGUAGUCCACAGGGUAACUCAAUCUACAUCCGGCCUUACCUUAGCCAGUCCGGUACGACGCGGCAAAACCAGCAGCAGGGAGGCAGGGCUCAGUACAGCCCCACUUCCCAGCCUCAGCAGCAGAUCUACCAGAUCUCACAUCCUUCCUCCCUGUCAAGCUCCUGGUCCGGCCCUCAGCACUCUUCCUCCUCCUCCUCUCAUACCUCACAGCCCCAGACCCAGGGCCAUCAAACCUCUCACGUCUACAUGCCCAUCAGCUCCCCUACAAAUCCCCAGCCACCCUCCUCUGUCCUUACUGGAAGCCAGGCCUCUUCCUCUGGUGUCUCCUCAUGCUCCUCCUCCUCUUCCUCCUCUUCAGUCAUGCCCGGCUCCCUCUCUACUAUCAGCCAGUACAACAUCCAGAACAUCUCCACCGGCCCACGGAAGAAUCAGAUCGAGAUCAAACUUGAGUCUCCCCAAAGGAGCAAUUCCACAACAGCCGUGCUGCGGACGAGCAGCGGGCCCCGCUCAUCCUCCACGUCCUCCUGCCCUUCCUCUUCCUCCUCAUCUGCUGGGGCAGCUUCUGUCCCUGCCACCCCUCUGGCAAUCGGAGGCCCGGGUCCCACUGUUUACAUCUCUACUGCUGCUACCACUCCCUCUGAGGAAGUCAUUGUUGCCUCAGCCGGCUCUCGCCCACAGCCCAAGUUGGGUAGGAACCCUCACACACUCUUCAUCUCAACAAACCCUCCCUUACAGGGGCCCCCAGGGGCCAGGAACAUAGGGGGACAAGUGAGCAUGGGCCCUGCCUACAUCCACCAUCAUCCACCUAAGUCCCGCGCCUCUGUGGGAGGAGGGGGCACAGCUUCUUCCCCACGUGUGGUGGUCACUCAGCCUAACACCAAAUACACUUUUAAAAUCACGGUGUCUCCCAACAAGCCCCCAGCUGUGUCCCCUGGAGUCGUGUCCCCAACUUUUGAGCCUAACAAUCUCCUCAGCCUACCCUCAGACCACCACUUCGCAGAGCCAGACCCCCUGCAUCUCUCAGACCCACUAUCGCCACACCGAGAGAGACCAAGUGAGCCUCGCCGACUUAGCAUGGGCUCUGAUGAUGCAGCAUACACACAAGCGUUGUUGGUGCAUCAGAAGGCACGAAUGGAAAGGCUGUGGCACGAGUUGGAGAUGAAGAAGAAGAAGCUGGAGAAACUAAAAGAGGAAGUCAAUGAAAUGGAGAAUGACCUGACCAGGAGACGUCUGGAGAGAUCCAACUCAGCCUCCCAGAUUCCCUCUAUUGAUGAAAUGAAGCAGUUGCGAUCCCAAAACAGGUCACUGCAGAUUGACAUAGACUGCCUCAGCAAAGAAAUUGAUCUCCUUCAAACAAAAGGACCACACUUUAAUCCCAGCGUAAUCCACAACUUUUACGACAACAUUGGAUUCCUCGGUCCUGUCCCACCCAAACCCAAAGGUACUUUAUCUGUUGACACGGGCGGUAAGAGUGUGAAGCCCAUCACAGACCAGGAGGACGAGGGGACGCAGUGGAGCUGCACAGCCUGCACCUUCCUCAACCACCCCGCCCUCAUCCGCUGUGAACAGUGUGAUUUCCCGCGGAACUUCUGAGCCAGCAAGGCUGCGACGCGCCGCCCCUUCCUCUGCCCGGCUGUCUUCUAGCAGACUGGAACAGACAAGGGCUCUGUCUGUUACUUUUCCCCCUAGAUGUAUGAAAACCGGGACAGGGUGUAGUCAUCAUACAUUGUGCAGCCCGUUUUUCCUUUUUUUUUUUUUUUUUUUUUUUUUCCCUCUUGUGUUUUCUCCUCUCUAUAGGCGUGUAGAACGCUGUCCACUGAAGGCUUGACUGGACGGUGUUUACAGCUUACGUUUCUUCCUAUAGGCCGGCAGAGUCGGAUAAUACCUCACCUUAGAGACUGGCAUGGUGUGGGGUCCCCUUCUCCCCCUCCCACCCCCCUUGCUCAACAGGUGACACUUUACCCCGGGGAUACCUCGCUGCUCCCACUUCACAGUAUUACAAGCGUGGCCCUGCAGCGUGAUUGCGCACAUGCACACUCAACACAGAUGUGCCUUUUGUUGAUAAUUUUUUUUUUUUAAUUU
Archocentrus centrarchus (flier cichlid) is the source of this 3142-nucleotide messenger RNA. RefSeq names its product TGF-beta activated kinase 1 (MAP3K7) binding protein 2 (gene tab2). Lineage: Eukaryota; Metazoa; Chordata; Actinopteri; Cichliformes; Cichlidae. The transcript is spliced from 7 exons. Gene Ontology annotation, molecular function: K63-linked polyubiquitin modification-dependent protein binding; ubiquitin binding. Gene Ontology annotation, biological process: positive regulation of canonical NF-kappaB signal transduction; positive regulation of protein kinase activity. The record is from RefSeq and is a predicted model, not a curated record. Bases 434 to 2653 code for a protein of 739 amino acids.